UGACAGAUGACAGAUUAAAUCGCUUUUCGGCGGUUGUGCUUGUGUUUUUAUUUUUGUGACUUUAAAGAUGUAUGAUCAAGAUGAAGAGCAAUAUGAGGAGGAAGACGCGGAAGAAAUUAGUUCCGAAUUGUGGCAGGAAGCCUGUUGGAUCGUUAUAAACGCGUAUUUCGACGAGAAAGGCCUGGUACGGCAACAAUUGGACAGUUUCGACGAAUUCAUUCAGAUGUCUGUGCAGAGAAUCGUGGAGGAUUCCCCGCAAAUCGAUUUGGUGGCCGAGGCGCAGCACACGUCGGGAGAAGUGGAAAACCCCCCGCGAUAUUUGCUGAAAUUCGAGCAAAUUUACCUUUCUAAGCCCACGCAUUGGGAGAAAGACGGGGCCCCGUCCCCAAUGAUGCCCAACGAGGCCAGACUGAGAAAUUUGACGUACUCUGCACCUCUUUACGUGGACAUAACGAAGACUAUCGUUAAGGAGGGCGAAGAUCCUGUCGAGACCCAACACCAGAAGACUUUCAUAGGGAAAAUCCCGAUUAUGUUGAGGUCUACGUACUGCCUUCUCAGCGGCUUAACAGAUCGUGAUUUGACGGAGUUAAACGAGUGUCCUUUGGAUCCCGGGGGUUAUUUCAUCAUAAACGGGUCGGAGAAGGUUUUAAUUGCCCAGGAAAAAAUGGCUACGAACACAGUGUAUGUGUUUUCGAUGAAGGACGGGAAAUACGCGUUUAAAUCCGAGAUUAGGUCGUGUUUGGAGCAUUCUUCGCGCCCCACCUCCACUUUGUGGGUGAAUAUGAUGGCUCGUGGCGGGCAAGCUGUGAAAAAGGCAGCCAUCGGGCAAAGAAUCAUCGCUAUUUUACCAUAUAUCAAGCAAGAAAUACCCAUUAUGAUCGUAUUCAGAGCGCUAGGUUUUGUGGCCGACAGAGACAUCCUCGAACACAUCAUCUAUGACUUUGACGACCCUGAAAUGAUGGAGAUGGUGAAACCGUCCCUAGACGAGGCUUUUGUAAUCCAAGAGCAGGGUGUGGCCUUGAAUUUUAUUGGUGCUAGAGGGGCCAGGCCCGGCGUAACGAGGGAAAAGCGUGUUAAAUACGCCAGGGAAAUUUUGCAGAAGGAAAUGCUGCCGCAUGUAGGAGUUUCCGAUUUCUGUGAAACCAAAAAAGCGUAUUUCUUGGGGUACAUGGUGCACAGGCUGCUUUUAGCCUCUUUGGGGCGCAGAGAGUUAGACGACAGGGAUCAUUACGGCAACAAAAGGUUGGAUUUGGCCGGGCCGUUGCUGGCUUUCUUGUUCAGAGGUCUUUUCAAAAACCUAAUGAAGGAAGUGCGCAUGUACGCCCAAAAAUUCAUCGACAGAGGAAAAGAUUUCAACUUGGAUUUGGCAAUCAAAACCAAACUCAUCACCGACGGUUUGCGUUACUCUCUUGCCACCGGUAACUGGGGCGACCAGAAAAAGGCCCAUCAAGCCAGAGCCGGAGUGUCGCAGGUAUUGAACAGACUGACUUACGCCUCGACUUUAUCUCAUUUGAGGCGCGUAAACUCGCCCAUCGGUCGCGAUGGUAAAUUAGCUAAACCCCGUCAGUUGCACAACACUUUGUGGGGCAUGAUUUGCCCCGCGGAAACGCCAGAGGGCGCUGCGGUGGGUUUGGUAAAAAAUCUCGCCCUUAUGGCUUACAUUUCCGUCGGUUCGCAACCUUCUCCGAUCUUGGAGUUCUUGGAGGAGUGGUCGAUGGAGAAUUUGGAGGAAAUAGCGCCGUCUGCUAUCGCUAACGCCACUAAGAUUUUUGUCAAUGGGUGUUGGGUCGGUAUUCACAGGGAUCCGGAGCAAUUGACGGCGACUUUGAGGAAACUACGCCGCCAGAUGGAUAUUAUCGUAUCCGAGGUAUCCAUGAUCCGUGAUAUCCGCGAUCGCGAAAUCCGUAUCUACACGGAUGCUGGUCGUAUUUGCAGACCUUUAUUGAUCGCUAAAAAUGGCAGCCUGUUACUGAAAAAAGAACACAUCGACAUGUUAAAAGAAAGAGAGUACAACAACUAUGGCUGGCAAGUGUUGGUAGCCUCAGGUGUUGUCGAAUACAUUGACACCCUAGAGGAAGAAACUGUGAUGAUCGCCAUGUCCCCUGACGAUUUGAGACAAGACAAGGAGUGCGCUUACUGUACGACUUACACUCACUGCGAAAUUCAUCCCGCCAUGAUUUUGGGAGUCUGCGCGUCUAUUAUCCCGUUCCCCGAUCACAACCAAAGUCCCAGGAACACCUAUCAAAGCGCCAUGGGAAAACAAGCCAUGGGCGUGUACAUAACAAACUUCCACGUGCGGAUGGACACGCUAGCGCACGUGCUCUACUACCCUCACAAACCGUUGGUAACCACCAGAUCCAUGGAGUACCUCAGGUUCAGAGAGCUCCCCGCCGGCAUCAACAGCAUCGUGGCCAUCGCCUGCUACACCGGCUACAACCAGGAGGAUUCGGUCAUUUUAAACGCCUCGGCCGUCGAACGAGGCUUCUUCCGGUCGGUGUUUUAUCGUUCGUACAAGGACGCCGAGUCCAAGCGCAUUGGGGAUCAGGAGGAGCAGUUCGAGAAGCCGACCAGGCAGACCUGCCAGGGCAUGCGCAACGCGCUCUACGACAAACUCGACGACGACGGUAUCAUUUCGCCCGGUAUUCGUGUCUCCGGGGACGACGUCGUCAUCGGCAAAACCAUGACGCUCCCGGAAAACGACGAUGAGCUGGACGGUAACACGAAGAAGUUCACCAAGAGGGACGCCAGUACUUUCUUGCGUAACAGCGAGACUGGCGUGGUGGAUCAGGUGAUGUUGACGUUGAACUCCGAGGGUUACAAGUUCUGCAAGAUCCGCGUGAGGUCCGUGAGGAUUCCGCAGAUCGGCGACAAGUUCGCCUCGCGUCACGGGCAGAAGGGUACUUGCGGCAUACAGUACCGGCAGGAAGAUAUGAUUUUCUCGUGCGAGGGUUUGACCCCGGAUAUCAUCAUCAACCCGCACGCCAUCCCAUCUCGUAUGACGAUUGGGCAUUUAAUUGAAUGCAUUCAAGGUAAGGUAUCGGCGAAUAAGGGGGAGAUCGGGGACGCGACCCCGUUUAACGACGCGGUAAACGUGCAGAAAAUUUCCACUCUCCUGCAAGAGUACGGGUACCAACUGAGGGGCAACGAGGUGAUGUACAACGGGCACACGGGGCGCAAAAUGAACGCGCAGAUUUUCCUGGGCCCCACCUACUACCAGCGCCUCAAGCACAUGGUGGACGACAAGAUCCACUCGAGGGCCAGAGGCCCGGUGCAGAUCCUGGUCAGGCAGCCCAUGGAGGGUCGCGCCAGAGACGGGGGCCUGCGUUUCGGGGAGAUGGAGCGCGAUUGCCAGAUUUCGCACGGCGCGGCGCAGUUUCUGCGCGAGCGCUUGUUCGAGGUGUCCGAUCCCUACAGGAUCCACGUGUGCAACUUCUGCGGGCUGAUCGCCAUCGCCAACUUGCGGAACAACACGUUCGAGUGCAAGGGGUGCAAGAAUAAGACGCAGAUUUCGCAGGUCAAGUUGCCUUACGCCGCUAAGUUGCUCUUCCAAGAGCUGAUGUCGAUGAAUAUCGCCCCCAGAUUGAUGGUCUUAUAAAAAGUUUAUUUUAUGUAUUAGGUAUUAGAAUUUAGUUUUGUAUUGAUUUUAUGUGACUAUGAUACCACUAAAAUAAAUAUAAAUACUUUUUUAAUCAAGUGUAUUAUUCAUCCAAACCCUUCUUUCC
Molecule: messenger RNA, 3722 nt
Organism: Brassicogethes aeneus
Lineage: Eukaryota; Metazoa; Arthropoda; Insecta; Coleoptera; Nitidulidae
Source: the annotation of a GenBank genome assembly